CCAUAUUGCCAGAGCGAAGCGGAGACCUUCGUGGGGAGGCGUUGUUUUGGGUCGUUGGGGCCGGUGCGGCCCCCGCCUGAAGAGCAUCAUGUUGCGCCUUCCUGCUGUUCGCAAGGCCUUGGCAGGUGCCACUUACUCUGCUCAGGGAUGUGUGCGCACAACAGCUACUGCAGCCAGCAACCUGAUAGAGGUUUUUGUUGAUGGACAGCCUGUGUUGGUACCACCAGGUACCACAGUACUUCAGGCUUGUGAAAAGGUUGGGAUGCAGAUUCCCCGUUUUUGCUACCAUGACCGAUUGUCAGUGGCUGGAAACUGCAGAAUGUGUCUCGUGGAGAUAGAGAAGGCCCCCAAGCCAGUAGCUGCUUGUGCCAUGCCAGUGAUGAAGGGUUGGAACAUUCUGACAAAUUCCGAGAAGUCCAGGAAAGCAAGAGAAGGUGUAAUGGAGUUCUUGUUGGCAAACCAUCCAUUGGAUUGCCCCAUCUGUGAUCAGGGAGGGGAAUGUGACCUUCAGGACCAGUCAAUGAUGUUUGGCAGUGACAGGAGCAGGUUCCUGGAAACCAAACGUGCGGUUGAAGACAAGAAUCUUGGCCCACUAGUGAAAACAAUCAUGACCCGGUGUAUACAGUGCACCCGGUGCAUCAGAUUUGCAAGUGAGAUCGCAGGAGUUGAUGAUCUAGGAACUACAGGCAGAGGGAAUGAGAUGCAAGUUGGCACCUACAUUGAAAAAAUGUUCAUGUCUGAAUUAUCAGGCAACAUUAUUGAUAUUUGUCCAGUCGGUGCCCUUACCUCCAAGCCGUAUGCCUUUACUGCUAGACCUUGGGAGACGAGGCAAACUGAAUCAAUUGAUGUUCUUGAUGCUGUUGGGAGCAACAUUGUGGUGAGCACUCGAACUGGAGAGGUGAUGAGGAUUUUGCCGAGACUCCAUGAAGAUAUCAAUGAAGAAUGGAUAUCUGAUAAGACAAGAUUUGCUUAUGAUGGCCUGAAACGACAACGUCUCAUUCAGCCAAUGAUAAAAAAUGAAGAAGGACUAUUCACUUAUGCCUCUUGGGAAGAUGCUUUGAGCCGCGUGGCAGGAGUGUUACAAGGCAGCCAAGGGAAUGACAUAGCUGCAAUUGCAGGAGGCUUGGUGGAUGCAGAAGCACUGGUGUCUCUCAAAGACUUGCUGAAUAGAGUUAACUCUGAUAACUUGUGCACAGAAGAGGUUUUCCCUACCGCUGGAGCUGGAACAGAUCUGCGAUCUAACUACCUGCUUAAUACCAAGAUUGCAGGAGUAGAAGAGGCUGAUGUCCUACUUCUAGUUGGCACAAAUCCACGCUUUGAGGCACCAUUAUUCAAUGCAAGAAUCCGAAAGAGCUGGCUGCACAACGAGCUUCAAGUGGCCCUUGUGGGCACUCAGGUUGACCUGACAUACACCUAUGAUCACCUAGGAGACUCCCCACAGAUACUCCUGGACAUUGCUUCUGAAAAACAUCCUUUUAGCAAGGUUUUGAAGCAAGCUAAAAAGCCAAUGGUGGUGGUUGGCAGUGCAGCACUUCAGCGUAGCGAUGGUGCUGCUCUUCAUGCAGCCAUUUCUGCCAUUGCCCAAAAUGCUAGGACACAAAGUGGAGUUGGCGCUGAUUGGAAAGUCAUGAACAUUCUUCACAGAGUUGCAAGCCAAGUAGCUGCUCUUGAUCUUGGUUACAAACCCGGUGUAGAUGCAAUCCGGAAGAACCCUCCCAAAGUGCUCUAUUUCUUAGGGGCAGAUGCAGGUUGUAUCACCCGUCAGGAUUUACCCAAGAAUUGUUUCAUCAUUUAUCAAGGGCACCAUGGUGACAUAGGAGCUCCUAUGGCUGAUGUUAUUCUUCCAGGAGCGGCUUAUACAGAAAAAGCAGCAACCUAUGUGAACACGGAAGGUAGAGCUCAGCAAACCAGAGUAGCAGUAACAGCUCCUGGGAUGGCAAGAGAAGACUGGAGGAUUAUUAGAGCCAUCUCUGAGCUGGCUGGUAUGACUCUCCCUUAUGAUAACUUGGAUGAAAUAAGGAACAGAUUAGAAGAAGUGUCUCCAAAUUUAGUUAGAUACGAUGAUGUGGAGGAAGCUAAUUACUUUAACCAAGCAAAUGAGCUGUCCAAGGCAGUGAAUCAGAAAUUGCUUGCUGAUCCUCUUGUUCCACCCCAGAUCACAGUUAAAGAUUUCUAUAUGACAGAUCCUAUUAGCAGAGCAUCACAGACAAUGGCUAAAUGUGUGAAAGCUGUUACAGAGGGUGCCAAAGCAAUUGAAGAACCCUCCAUCUGCUAAAAAUGAAAUUCUGCCACCAGAGUGUAUCAGGCACAGUUAUGACUAAUUUUGGGAGAGGAAAAGAAGCAUUUUUAGUUUGUUUAGGUUCUUAUUUUAUGAAUGCAAGUGAGAGUUUAUUUAAGGCCGCCCGUCAAGUGUGCAUUUGGUAAUUAUGUUCGGCACAAUUUAUCUUGUUGAGACAUGUAUACUGAUUAUGGAUAAACAUGAUGUAAAAUUAAAACAGUUUUAAUAUGCAAAA
This is a messenger RNA of Anolis sagrei ordinatus, 2513 nucleotides long. NCBI's taxonomy places the organism in Eukaryota, Metazoa, Chordata, Lepidosauria, Squamata, Anolidae. The record is from RefSeq and is a predicted model, not a curated record.